GGCUGCGGCCGGUCGGUCCCCCCCGCGGGCGGCGGCUCAGGUCCGAGGGUCGGAUGCGAGGCCGGGGAAUCCGGACUCAGGGGCGUCGGACGCUCGGUAGAGCCGGAUUCCGGGGGCUGAACUCACCAGGCUUCGGAGUGGAGCGUUCUCAGGCGCCGGAGCGGCUCGGAUGCCGUCCCCCCGGACCCUCCCCUCGUCCCCCGUUUCCCCCGCCGGCGUCCAGCCGGGAGGGGGCUGCCCCUCGGUCGCGCGUGGGGCGGGUCUCCGGGCCCUGGCCCUCCGCCACCCCGGGUUGAGGAGAGGACACUUGAGAAUCAGCGCGUAGCGGGUGGGAGGGGGAGCCCAGUCUUUGGGGGCACGCUUCCCGCCCCCCCGGCCCUUGUCCGGCCGCCUCGGCCCCGCCCUGGCCCCAGGCUCCGCCCCGUCCGGCCGCCCCGCCCACUCCCCUCCGCCGGGCCCGAGCCCCGGGGGCAGCCGCCGCCGCCCCAGCGCCCGCCAUGCCCGUCGCCCCCGCCGCCCCGCUGCUUCAGCUGCUGCUCCUGCUGGAGCCGUGGCUCCAGGCUGCGAGCGUCGUGGAGCCGCCGCUGCCCGCCGUGGUCCUUACCGUCCUGGCCCGCAAUGCCGAGCACUCACUGCCCCACUACCUGGGCGCGCUGGAGCGGCUGGACUACCCCCGGGCCAGGCUGGCCCUCUGGCAGGCCAGCUUCUGGUUCCAGAGGGAGAAAGUGAAGCCCAGAGAUGCUUGGGACUCGCCUGAGGUCACACGGUGUGCCACGGACCACAACACGGACAACACCACGCAGAUGCUGCAGGAGUGGCUGGUGGCUGUGGGUGACCACUACGCGGCUGUGGUCUGGAGGCCCGAGGGGGAGCCCAGGUCCUACCCAGACGAAGAGGGGCCCAAGCACUGGACCAGAGAAAGGCACCAGUUUCUGAUGGAGUUGAAACAGGAAGCCCUGACCUUUGCUAGGGACUGGGGGGCUGACUACAUCCUGUUUGCAGAUACAGACAACAUUCUGACCAACAACCAGACGCUGAGGCUUCUGAUAGAGCAGGGGCUGCCCGUGGUGGCCCCGAUGCUGGACUCCCAGACCUACUACUCCAAUUUCUGGUGUGGGAUCACGCCCCAGGGCUACUACCGACGCACAGCAGACUACUUCCCCACCAAGAACCGCCAGCGCCGGGGCUGCUUCCAGGUCCCCAUGGUCCAUUCCACCUUCCUGGUGUCCUUACGGGCUAAGGGGGCAGCCCAGCUUGCCUUCUACCCCCCUCAUCCCAACUACACCUGGCCCUUCGACGAUAUCAUCGUCUUCGCCUAUGCCUGCCAGGCUGCUGGGGUUACGGUCCACGUGUGCAAUGAACACCGUUACGGGUACAUGAACGUGCCUGUGAAAUCCCACCAGGGGCUGGAGGAUGAGAGGGUCAACUUCAUCCACCUGAUCUUGGAAGCACUAGUGGACGGGCCCCCCAUGUGGGCCUCAGCGCAUGUGUCCCGGCCCCCAAAGAGACCCAGCAAGUUGGGGUUUGAUGAGGUGUUUGUCAUCAGCCUGGCCCGCCGGCCCGACCGCCGUGAGCGCAUGCUAAGCUCGCUCUGGGAGAUGGAGAUUUCUGGGCGGGUGGUGGAUGCUGUGGACGGCCGGACACUCAACGCCAGUAUCAUGAGGAGCCUCGGCGUGGACCUGCUCCCUGGCUACCAGGACCCCUACUCGGGCCGCACACUGACCAAGGGCGAGGUGGGCUGUUUCCUCAGCCACUACUCCAUCUGGGAGGAGGUGGUUGCCAGGGGCCUGGCCCAGGUCCUGGUGUUUGAGGACGACGUGCGCUUUGAGAGCAACUUCAGAGGGCGACUGGAGCAGCUGAUGGAGGAGGUGGAGGCAGAGAAGUUGCCAUGGGACCUAAUCUACUUGGGCCGGAAGCAGGUGAACCCCGAGGAGGAGGCCGCCGUGGACGGGCUGCCACAUCUGGUGGUGGCCGGAUACUCCUACUGGACCCUGGCCUAUGUCUUGAGCCUGGCAGGUGCUCGCAAGCUGCUGGCCUCCCAGCCCCUGCACCGAAUGCUGCCUGUGGACGAGUUCCUGCCCAUCAUGUUUGACCGGCACCCCAAUGAGCAGUACAAGGCGCACUUCUGGCCGAGAGACCUGCGUGCCUUCUCCGCCCGGCCCUUGCUCGCUGCCCCCACCCACUAUGCAGGGGACGCUGAGUGGCUCAGCGACACGGAGACAUCCUCGCCCUGGGACGAUGACAGCGGCCGCAUCAUCAGCUGGAGUGGCUCUCACAAGACCCUGCGUGGCCCCCGCCUGGACCUGGCUGGCAGCAGUGGGCACAGCCUCCAGCCCCGGGCUGAGCUCUAGGGCCAGGCGAUGACUCCAGAGGAACACCCAGGAGCAGGCUGUAGCUGGCCAGGGAGGAGAGUUGGAAAUAGCUGCAGGAACCACCACCAAGAGCCACAGACCACACAGAGACCCAACUGUCACCUUAGGCAUGGCCACUCUGCCCUCUGGCCCCAUCUUGCUUCAGGAGAAACCACUCUGAGAUGGGUCCCCUUCCCUGAAGGUCAUGUAGAGAAAAGGCAGAGCUCACAGGCCCUCUCACCCUGCCCGGCCUGACUCAGGGCCUGGGGUGGAGGGAAGGAGGGGGGGCUCCUCAGCCUUUGGUUUCAAGCUGGACAGACACCAGGAGCCCUGCCCUCUCCGCGGACCCAACUGCUGGGGCCCCUCCACCACCUUCUACCUCCACCUCAGCCCCCUCCCCACUCGACCUGGGUCUCAGCUGCCUGGGCCCAUCCUCUCCCCCUGGCCACUGGGAAGUGCAGGGAGGUGGGAGGAGGGCCCUGGCAGACCUGGUGCCCAGCACAUAGUAAGCCCUCAGUAAAAGCCAGCUGGUAUUUGCGCUUUAUAUUUUUAACUCCUGGACAAGCCUCUUUGUGUGUCAUGAGGUCUGGGAGGGAAGGGUUCCUGAUCUAUGGAUGAGCCCUUGGAGAGACAGAGAGGGGAGGGCAGCCUGGGGGAGGAGUCAGGCCAACCUGGCAUCACCAUCUCCUUGCUAGGUGAUCUCGGAUGGAUGCCAUCCCUCCCUGGGUCUUGGCCCGCUUGGUGGUGAAGUUUACGAGGAAGAGAAGCAUGUCAGGGGCUGGGUGGGUAUAGAAUGGCCUGGCCCGGAGCCCAGCCCACGAUAAAUGCUCACCUACUGGGCCUGUCCUGGGCAUCACCAGCCUCACCUUGCUGGGUAGCGUGGGCCCGGACCCAGGGCUGCUGAGCCUCCUCCUCUUUGAAUCUUCACUUGUGGGGGUGCAACCCUUCCCUGGAGAGAGACGGGGUAGAUGGAUGCAAGGCUCCCAUCUGGCCCUAACCCGUGUGAAAGAAAAGCAGAACAUGGACCUUGUGGGCCGGGGUGCCCUCUGCUGGUGUGGGCCCGCAAGGGGAAAGGGAGCCUGGGGCAUUUGGAAUGAGCCCCUUGUGCUGGCCGGCUACCUACAGCAGCUCCAGGUUCUCCAGCUCUCUUGCUGGGGAACUGCUGGUCUUCCCUCUCCAUCCCCCCUCCAUAGGGUUCGGCUUCUGGGCCCAGCUACUGUCUCCAAUGCCCGAACUCAGGCAGCUGGAGGGGGUAGGGAGGUGGCUCCUGGCCUUGGCCUCCACCAGCACAAGGCUGUGGCACUGCCAUGUCUAGGCUUCCUUCUUCAGAGGAGCCCCCUCCCAGGGCAGCCCCUUGACUUGGUUGCACAAGCACCAGGGUCCUGGUAGAGUCGGACAGGCACCCCCUGAGGCUGGGCUAUCCCUUGCUUCUGUCCUGGGGAUGAGGUCCAGCUGGCCUGGCUUUGGUCUCGGGACCUGGCAUGGCUGGGAGAAGGACUUUGGGGCAAAGCUAUUGGACGGGUGCUUUGUUAGUUCCAAGAGUGAAGAGCCAUUGAUUCCAGAUGGUGAUGACCUUGAGCAAGUCCCUUCUCUCUAGGCUUCUGGUGUCCCCUUCACUCAUUAAAACAACCAUUUAUUGAGCCCGUCCUAUGGGCCAGGUUUAGGCAUUAGGGAUACAGCAGUGAAUAAAAGUGCCCCCCAAAUCCCUGACCUGGUGCAGCUGACAUUCUAGGAGGGAGGGAGACAGAAAUAAAUAAGCAAAUAUUAGAGUGGUAGGUGCUAUAGAGCCAAAUGAGGAAGGAGACAUCAAGUAUGGUUUGAGAAGUUAACAUCUGAACAAAGACUCGGAGGUGAGGGGGCAGGCUGUGGGGAUAACUGAAGGAAGCCCAUUCCAGACCAACGGAACAGCACAUGCAAAGGUCCUGAGGCAGGAGCAGGACUGGCAGGUUCAAAAGACAGCAAGGAGGCCAGUGUGGCUGGAGCCGAGUGAGCAAGGCCUGGAGGGCCUGGAGAUAGAUGAUGGAGCCAAGGUCAGGGCCAGAGCAACGAGGGCCCUGGAGGACAUUCUGUCUUUUACUCUGGAACGGGGAGCCCCCAGAAGGUUUGAGGCCGAGAAAUGACUUCAUCUGUUAUUUUUUUUUUUUAAAGAUUUUUUAUUUAUUUAUUUGACAGAGAGAGACACAGCGAGAGAGGGAACACAAGCAGGGGGAGUGGGAGAGGGAGAAGCAGGCUCCCCGCAGAGCAGGGAGCCCGAUGCGGGACUCGAUCCCAGGACUCUGGGAUCAUGACCUGAGCUGAAGGCAGUCACUCAACCAACUGAGCCACCCAGGCACCCUUCAUCUGUUAUUUUAACAUGAGCACCCUGGCUACAGUACUGAGAAUAAACUGUAGGUUGGCCCAGGGGAGAGAGAAGGAGAGAAGUUAGGAACCCAUUGUAAUCAUCCAGAUGAGACACAACAGUGCCCCAGACCAGGGUGUUUGCUGGCAGCGGGGCGGUGAGAAGGCAGAGCCGACAGAAUUUCUAGAGCAGGACAGGAAGCUUUGCAGAUGCUGACCCCGCCACCCAGAGCCUUCCGCGCUGCCCAGCCAUGGUCAAUCCCACCGUGCUCUUGAGCUGCUGGGCAGCACCGCCUUCCAGUUGUUUGUAGACGAAGUUCCCAAGACAGCAGCAAACUCGCAUGCUCUGAGGACUGGGGAGGAAGGGUUUGGCUCCUGCUUUCCCAGAAGGAUUCGCGGAUUUCUGUGCCAGGGCAGUGACGUCCCAUGCCAUGAAGGUACUGGGGGCAAGUCCAUCCACAGGGAGAAGUUUGAUGAUGAGAAUUUUUAACCCAAAGCACACGGGUCCUGGCAUCUGGUCCAUGGUCAAUGCUGGGCCCAACACAAAUGUUGCCCAGUUUUUCAUCUGGGCUGCCAAGCCUGAGCAGCUGGAUGGUGAGCCUGUGGUCUUUGGAAAGAGGACACAGACACCCUGGAGUGCUCCGGAUCCAGGAACGGCAAGACCAGCCAGGUCACCAGGGCUGUCUACGGACAGCGCUAAUAAAUUGGCUUGUGCUUUAUCUCGGGAGGGCACCCCUCUCCCCAUCUGCCCGCAGAGUCCUAUGGUCUUUGUGCUCUCACAAUAGAUCUUUGGGUUCCACAUGUUCCUUAUCCCCCUCCCAGUCCAGCUGGACAUAAGAGUUAAGUUGUGAAAUAAAAACUAAAUGACAAGGGCGCCUGGGUGGCUCAGUUGGUUAAGCGACUGCCUUCGGCUCAGGUCAUGAUCCUGGAGUCCCGGGAUCGAGUCCCGCAUCGGGCUCCCUGCUCGGCGGGGAGUCUGCUUCUCCCUCUGACCCUCCUCCCUCCCAUGCUCUCUGUCUCAAAUAAAUAAAUAAAAUCUUAAAAAAAAAAACAAAA
This is a messenger RNA of Mirounga angustirostris (Northern elephant seal), 5744 nucleotides long. RefSeq names its product cerebral endothelial cell adhesion molecule (gene CERCAM). The record is from RefSeq and is a predicted model, not a curated record. Lineage: Eukaryota; Metazoa; Chordata; Mammalia; Carnivora; Phocidae. Bases 498 to 2351 code for a protein of 617 amino acids. The transcript has 14 exons.